CAAGUACCUGCUCCAUUCAUUUGGAUACACAUAGCUGAAGAGCGCAGGCGAAUCAAGUAUAAAUAGCACAAGCCAGUUGGAGGAAAUAUUACCGAGAAAGAAGUAGGAAAACUGAAAUCUGAGGAUGCUGCUGGAUGAAAAAGAAGAAUAUGUUGACAUUACAAAAGCAGUAUUUGAGUCUGUGGAGGUUAUAAAGGACAACCAUGUCGUGCAGUCGCCGUUGUUCAAUAUGCUUGAAGGUGCUAGAGCAUUGGAAGUAUCAAAUAAGCGAUUGGAUACCGGUUUGAUUGCACUUAGUGAAGAUGAAUUAAAAUUUGACACUUAUAAACCUCAAAAAGCUUCAUCUGUGAUUGGCGUGAUGAAUCAGUUGGUUAUACUGUAUAUGAGCUGGCUAAACAAUUCAUCGUUACCAGUGACAGUAUUAAGUUGUCGAUAUGUUCAAACUUUUUUAGAGAAUUAUUUGAAGCAUGGCGGAGAUUUGAAAAAGACAACUUUUCGAAAUGAAAGAUUAUAUGGAAGCGUACCAAAUGACGACGAAUCAUUCGAACAUAAGUUAACCAAUACGGUAUUGAGAAGCUUUGUUAUGGGGUUGUGUAAAAUCAUUGGAUUUACUUUGACUGUUGGUAUGAAUGUUUUAUAUGAAGAAGAAGAUUUGACUACUAGAAGUAUGGAUUUUGAUUAUUUGAUCUCAAUUCCAUAUGAAACUAUUAUGUAUGAAAUCAAUAAUUCGGUUUUAUGGAUUAACAGUCAAACUGGUAAAGAUGAAAAAGAACUUGAGCUCAUCGUUCAAUAUUUACGUUUGCUCCAAGGAAUUUUAAGCUUGCUGUCACUAUUCGUUAUACCAAUCAAUAUUUUCAAUGAAGAGAGACCCCAACUUAUAGAACACGAUUGUAAGUUUAUUAAAGAAUCUUUACAACUUAUCCAAACCAUCAAGUCUACAAUUGAAUCAAGCAAAUACGAAGCACCAGCAGGAGUAUUUUCAAUGUUUGUUCAAUUGGAUUGUAACAAUCCAAGUAUCCCUAAUGAAAUCUAUUGUUUACCAGCCGAUGAAGCUUACACCAAUUUAACCAAUUGCUUCGAAAGAUUAUUGGAAUUCAUUAGGAAAUUAAGUCAUAUUGAUAAUUUUAAUCAAUUAAUUAAUUUUUUAAAAUUUGACGUUUCUCAAGAGAUUGAUGAAAAUUAUAGCGUUUUAGCAAGAGGAUUAUUUCAACUAUUUUUCAUUAGAGAUGAUAGAUCAAUUGUUGGAUCAUCAACUGAAAAUAUAACCAGUUUGACUAUGAAAUAUAUGGAAAAUUUUUGUUGUCUUAAUUCUAAUAUAAUACGUCCUGAUUAUUGGAAUUCAAUUGGAGGAAAUGAAGAACAAAUAGCAACCACUAAAACUAAUAUUAUGGAUCAAUUAAAUAAACUUUUAGGUGAUGUUGAAGCUGGGAUCCAUCAUUUAAUUUUAAUUCCUGGGAAUAAUAGGUGUAGACAACGUCAAUUAUUAUCAAGGGCCAUAUUAAUUUGGGAUACUUUACAAGCGUCACUGGAGAAUUUAGAAGUUGAAUUAUGGAAUAAUCAUCAAAUUGGUGAUAAACUUUACAAUUUCAAUGAAUAUACUAAAGAUUAUGAAGAGGAUGAACAAGAUUUAUCUUUAUCUAUUACUUCAUUUAUUUACUAUAUGAAAUUAGAAGUUAUGAUGGAAGUUGCGCUUUCAGGUUUUGAAUUAGAUUUAUAUAAAGAUUUUGAAUUUGGACAAAUGUAUUGGUACUUAUGGUAUUUAUCACAAUUGAUGACCGAACAUCUAAGUACGAGAGUGGACAAGAUCCAAAGUCUGAAAAUUCAUUACAUCAAGAAUGUAAUCCCCAAAAGAUUGAAAAAAUUGAAAGCUGGUAGUAAGAAACAAAAUUUAAAAAAUUAUCAACAAUAUUGUAAUACUCAAGUGUUACCAAUCUUAGAAAUGCAAUCCCAAUAUAACAAAGAGUAUUUGAUACCCAUCAAUCAAGCAAUGAACUUACUAUGCGAUUCAAUUCGUUAUAGUUUUAUAAUUUAUGAUGCAUUGAAAUUGAUCCAAAUUGGGAAUGUUAAAACAUCGAAAUUUGUCAAUCAAAAAUUACUCUUCAAUUUGAGGAUGAAACCUUGGUCUUCAGUUGGAGUACCUACAUUACCAACUUAUGAACAAUAUUUGAAUUCAAUUUCUACCGAAUUCUUAAAUAAAUACAAUAGUGAAAGUUUGAAAUUAAAUCAAAUCAAAGAUAUCUUGAAAGUCAUUGUUAAUAAAGUUAAUCAAGCUAAAGAGAUCUAUAACCAAAUCUUGAAGCUAAUUGAAUCGAACCCCCUAAUUAAAAAUCAAAUAAUUAGUGAAUCCAAUUCAAAAUUAAAUCAAGUAAAUAUUACCAAAUGGUAUCAAUCAUUAGCUAAAACCUGUGUUUUCCAAUCAAUUCAAUUAACCAAUCUAAUCAAGACUUUACAAGAACCUAACUUUAACGCUAAUGACUAUAGAAUUCAUAUCCAACCGGGUUAUCACAAGUAUUUCCCCCAAAUAUCUGUUAUCAAGAAGACUUGA
Hyphopichia burtonii NRRL Y-1933 is the source of this 2545-nucleotide messenger RNA. RefSeq lists its product as uncharacterized. The transcript is spliced from 2 exons. Bases 125 to 2545 code for a protein of 806 amino acids. Lineage: Eukaryota; Fungi; Ascomycota; Pichiomycetes; Serinales; Debaryomycetaceae. Gene Ontology annotation, biological process: N-terminal peptidyl-methionine acetylation. Gene Ontology annotation, cellular component: NatC complex. The record is from RefSeq and is a predicted model, not a curated record.